UGCCGGGGGCGUGUCUGGGGCGGGGCUUCCUGGACUCGUGCGCUGAUUGGCCGCGGUGGCCGACCGGCCUCCGGCGCUGGUCCAUAGCGGGCGCCGCGGCCUGGGGCUGGGAUGUGACCCGCAGUGGGCUCCCGGCUCCGGGUGGUGACGGCUGUGAGCGGCGGCGACUGCAGCGAGGUCGGCGCAGGCGGGCGGGCGAAACCAGGGCGCCGAGAGCUGCUGCCGACAGGGCCGCGGGAUGAGGAAGCGGACCGAGCCCGUCACCUUGGAGCAUGAGCGCUGCGCCGCCUCAGGCUCGUCCUCCUCCGGCUCGGCCGCCGCGGCGCUGGACGCCGACUGCAGCUUGAAGCAGAACCUGCGUCUGGCGGGCAAGGGGACGGCAGAGCCGCACAGCGCAUCCGACGCGGGCAUGAAGCGGGCGCUGGGCAGGUGAGAUGCGGUGCAGACACGCGCGGGCCCCUCACCUGGAGGGCAGGUAGUCCCAGGCUCCCACCUUCAGAGAUCUGCUGCGGGAGCAUCACACGGUUCCAUCCUCCCGGCGUCCUCUUCGACCCUUCUAAAGACUACCUCCCCUCGUCUGGCCCGCAGGGACCGUCCAACCCCAUUCUUUCCUCCAAACAUCUGCCUCUGGAGCUCUCCUUCAACCCCCAUCUCACCCUCCCACCCCCUCCACGAGCUGCUCACUAACCCACCCAGCACCCUGGCUGGCAUCCUUAUCAGACGAAAGAGCCUGUGGUUCCGACUAAGGAAGAUACUUCUCUGUGUUCUGGGGUUCUACAUUGCCAUUCCAUUUCUUGUCAAACUGUGUCCUGGGAUACAGGCCAAACUGAUAUUCUUAAAUUUCGUGAGGGUUCCCUAUUUCAUUGAUUUAAAAAAACCACAGGAUCAAGGUUUGAAUCACACCUGCAAUUACUACCUCCAGCCAGAGGAUGAUGUGACUAUUGGAGUCUGGCACACAAUCCCCUCUGUCUGGUGGAAGAAUGCCCAAGGGAAGGACCAGAUGUGGUAUGAGGAUGCUCUGGCUUCUAACCAUGCCAUCAUACUAUACCUGCAUGGGAAUGCAGGCACCAGAGGAGGUGACCACCGUGUGGAGCUGUACAAGGUGCUGAGUUCCCUUGGCUACCACGUGGUCACCUUUGACUACAGAGGUUGGGGUGACUCAGUAGGAACACCAUCGGAGCGAGGCAUGACGUAUGACGCACUCCAUGUUUUUGACUGGAUCAAAGCAAGAAGUGGUGAUAAUCCUGUGUAUAUUUGGGGCCAUUCACUGGGCACCGGAGUGGCAACAAAUCUGGUACGGCGCCUCUGUGAGCGAGAGACGCCACCAGAUGCCCUUAUAUUGGAGUCUCCAUUCACAAAUAUUCGUGAAGAAGCAAAGAGUCAUCCAUUUUCAGUGAUAUACCGAUACUUCCCUGGCUUUGACUGGUUCUUCCUCGACCCCAUUACAAGCAGUGGAAUUAAAUUUGCAAAUGACGAAAAUAUGAAGCACAUCUCCUGUCCUCUGCUCAUCUUGCAUGCCGAGGAUGAUCCAGUUGUGCCCUUUCAUCUCGGUAGAAAGCUAUACAACAUUGCUGCACCAUCUCGGAGUUUCCGAGACUUCAAAGUCCAGUUUAUCCCCUUUCACUCAGACCUUGGCUACAGACAUAAAUACAUCUACAAGAGCCCAGAGCUUCCAAGGAUACUGAGGGAAUUCCUAGGGAAGUCGGAACCGGAACGCCAGCACUGAGACUGGCCCAUGAAGGAGCAUGAAGACCCACCUUCCUUCCUUCUCCCCUGGACAGCAGCCUGGCACCCCGAAGCCCAGAGUGCCACCACCUGUGGUGCUCAGGAGCCCAGUGCACACCUAGAAAGAGGACUCAGACACAGCGGGCAGAGGCUCCUGAUGGACCUGUGAGGAAAGCCCGGUGGCAGGCAGGUGGCCCCCCCAGCCCUCUGGUGACCACUGUAUCUGAGCUCUUUUUGGGAAGGCUUAUAGACAGCAGGUGGACCCCAUAUGCUGGGCAUAGGGAGCCUGGGAAGGGCUCAGGAGCUCAGGACCACUCCAGGCUCUCUGGCACCAUUGCUUAAGAUUCAGGAAAAUGGUUCUUUCUGCCCUUCCUAGCGUUUACAGAACAGACUCCAAGUGGUUCAGUUUGUCUCCUACAGCUCAUUUACCUGCUUGCCUUCCUCAGCUGUCCCUGCCUCUCCUGGCAUCUGAUUACCCACAGUAAGGGGCACCUGGAUCUGCACUUCUUCCAUUCUGCCCACCUGUCUGUCACCUAACCUGGCCGUAGACUGAGCAUUUAUUUAAGAAUAAAAUCUCGGUGGUGGUCUAUUUAUUGUUUUCUCUACAAA
This is a messenger RNA of Mus musculus (house mouse), 2334 nucleotides long. It is a transcript of the gene Abhd12, whose product is annotated as abhydrolase domain containing 12. The record is from RefSeq and is a predicted model, not a curated record. Gene Ontology annotation, cellular component: endoplasmic reticulum membrane; mitochondrion. The transcript has 13 exons. NCBI's taxonomy places the organism in Eukaryota, Metazoa, Chordata, Mammalia, Rodentia, Muridae. Gene Ontology annotation, molecular function: monoacylglycerol lipase activity; phosphatidylcholine lysophospholipase A1 activity; phosphatidylserine lysophospholipase A1 activity. Gene Ontology annotation, biological process: glycerophospholipid catabolic process; phospholipid catabolic process; monoacylglycerol catabolic process. The coding region runs from base 1001 to 1726 and encodes 241 amino acids.